AUCACGUCCCAAAUUUGGGGGUUUAACCACCAAGAACAGCAAAGGAAGGGUUUUGCAUUUUCUUCCAGCACCAUUUUCUUGCUUGUUCAAUCAAAAUGCAUCGACGUUCAUCAAUUUCUCUCUGUAAAUCGCUUCUCAGACACCCUUUUGAGAAAUCAACAAUACCCAAAUCUUAUUUUUCCAUAAGAACUCUUACAUCUCUCUCAAAUUCAUCCUUAAACCUCACGAAAACCCGACAUUUUCUUGGUCCGACGAGUUCAAAUUCAUCAACCCAGCUCGUAAAUUUUCAGAAUUUAAGGCGAUAUAGUGUUGACACUAACAGGGAAGUUGAUGUAAUCAAUCUUAAGUUUGCAGAGGCAAGAGAGGAGAUAGAAUCAGCUAUGGAAUCUAAAGAGACUGUGUAUUUUAAUGAAGAAGCUGAAUGUGCUCGUGAUGCUGUUAAGGAAGUUCUUGAUUUGUAUCAAGGGUUGUUGGGAAAGGUGACAGAGAGUGAAAAGGGGGUGAUUCAAAGGUCUAUGGGGCUUAAGAUUGAGCAAUUGAAGGCUGAGCUUGAGCAAUUGAAUGAGUGAAUGAGAGGAUUAAUGUUAGCGUGCUAAAUAAGGGAAGAUUCUUCAGCAUAACCAUAUGAGCUUGCAACUGUUCAAGUCUACGAGAUACUUUGUGCCAAGGCAGUUGUCUUCUGUGUCUGUCAAAAUCUUAAUAAUUACAUUCAGCUUGCCAGUUAUGCUUUAAGUAGUCCUAGAAAUAUCUUUCAUUGACCUAGAUGUUUGAACUUCUUCCUUUCUUUGCCGAAUUGAGCAAAGCAAAUUUGUCUGAAUGAUGCAGUCAUGAAGAUGUAUGUUCUUCCCAUUUCAGAAUA
Solanum verrucosum is the source of this 859-nucleotide messenger RNA. RefSeq names its product embryogenesis-like protein. The record is from RefSeq and is a predicted model, not a curated record. The coding region runs from base 96 to 569 and encodes 157 amino acids. Lineage: Eukaryota; Viridiplantae; Streptophyta; Magnoliopsida; Solanales; Solanaceae. The transcript has 2 exons.